AUGUUGCUCGCUUCUUUGGCUUCUGAACCAGACAAACACGGUAGUUUUUGGGAUCAUCGACAGCGAAUCAAGACAUCCAACAACGAUUUUUUCCAUGUGGACUACAAGUAUCAUUCCAGGGAUGGAACUACCUCCAGUAAGGGUCUCGUGGUAAUUGUCCAUGGCCUACAAUCCAAUUCCAAUUCAUCACUGUCAGUGGAUAUGGGAAGAGCAUACAUCAGACAAGGGUUUGACUGUGCUUGUAUCAAUUUCAGAGGUUGUUCAGGGGUGCCCAAUGCUGGACUUCGCGCAUACCAUCUGGGUUUCACCGAUGAUCUGAAGCAAUACCUAUCCUUAUUGAAUAGCGGCGUUGAAAAGCCGCCACCCAUUUUUGUUAGUGGAUUUUCGUUGGGAGCAAACGUUGUGCUCAAAGCGUGGGGUGAGUUGGGCAUGUCAGCCUACGAAGACUACAAUGUAUACGGAGCAGCAGUCUGUGGGGCUCCGUUUGAAAAUGAACGGAAUGUCAACUGUGUUCAGAAGGCAGGUUUUAACAAGCUCGUUUACAAUGGAUCGCUUCUGAAGUCUUUGAAGACAACCGCUCUUAAUCAACUGGAACGAUAUCCCGACUCGGAGGAAGCCCAGCUGCUGUGCUAUGACGAAAUUGCAAACUCGGAAGAGAUCUCAGCGUUUGAAAAUGCUGUGAUAGCGCCCCUCUUUGGGUUUGAAGACAAUAUUGACUAUUACAGAAAGACUGAUUGCGUUCAGUUCCUGGACCGCAUCCGAGUACCAACAAUUGUUAUCAAUGCGGCCGAUGACCCAUUCUUUGACCCAAACUUCUUUCCGUUUGACAAGGGCUGCACUUCCAAAGAAGGACGGGAAAAGAGAAGCGCUGUAAGAUUGGUUAGGACGAAGUACGGAGGGCACUUGGGCUACAUGUUCCAUCAACGAGAGGAUGACACCAGAGAGCAAGAAGGACGGGACGAGGUGUCCUUUAUGCCAGGCGAACUCUCUAGGUUUAUUCAGCAUGUUUGGGAGAGACGAACCUCACUUAUGAAGAGAUAA
This is a messenger RNA of Seminavis robusta, 1041 nucleotides long. Lineage: Eukaryota; Bacillariophyta; Bacillariophyceae; Naviculales; Naviculaceae. The record is from the annotation of a GenBank genome assembly.